AUGGCUUUGGCUGCUCGAUCACCCUCCGACGGCCUGCUAGCCGGCAAAUCUGCCGGCCGGCGCGCUCUGCCGGUGCUCCGUCAGGCCCCUGUUUCGCUCCUCUGCGCCGUCGACUCCGCCGCGUCCAAACGUGCGGGCUUCCACGAAGCUUCCAACUCGGCAGUCUUCAAGGCCAAAACCAGCCUAUCAGCGGCCGACUUGCUCAUGCUUCUCAGCCCCACGGUAGCAAGCUCCGCGAAUAUCGGCGCGAUUAACGGCGGUCCGUACGCGUGCCGCGAGUGCUCCAACAAGUUCCCGUCGCUCCAUUCGCUUGACUUUCACUACCAGACAUUCCACGCUAAGGACAAGAAAAACCGCCCGGUUGACCGCGCCGUGGGCGGCAGCAGCGACAGCGCGGAACCUGCCGGAAGCGGCUCGCCCGCGCCGAGCAAGAGCGGCACGCCGCCGCCCACGCGGGUUGCGGGCCGUCGUGCGCGCCUGGCGGCGUCGCAAGAAACUCUGGGGGAAUCUGGAAGCGCCGGCAGCGCCGCAGCCGCUGCGGCUUCGCAGAGCCUGCGACGAUCGCCGUCGCUGUCGCCGUCGCCAUCUGCGACGACGCUUCCGUCGUCUGGCGCCGGCGAAGAUGUCGCCGCGGGUGCGAUGGCUACGGCGACUGGCGGUGCGAAGUCGUCGCCGCAGCAGCGGCGUGGCGCGAAACGGAGCCGUGCCGACAGCCAGCCGGGGGGUACGAAUCCGUCGGCACCUGCAACGAAAAGGGGUGGCAGGCGCUGCGCCGGUGUCACUUCCGAGAAGCUUCCUGUGCGCGUGACGGAGCUCCGCGGCUGCGCCGCAGGGGCUCAGAUCGCGACAAUGGAUGCCAGCCGAUCAGAGUCGGUUAAAGUGGAGAUGCAACGACUCGGGCGUCACGGACUCGCGGGGAAGAAGUGGCAGCCGCCGAGUGUUCUUGUAACGGGCGGAGCUGAUAAGACGGUGGGUGAUGUGCGCGCUGACGGAGGCGCGCUUACUCCGUCGGAGUCGUCAGCAGUCCCUCAGCCACGUCGGAUCGGCGCGCUCGCAGGGUCCUGCCUUACUCUGACGGACCGAAUGAACUCGCUGACGUCAUCACUGACGGACUUGACGGCCGCGGGGAGCAAUCCGGUUAGCCCAACGACCCCUACCAACGUGCCUCUGUUUGGGGGAGCAUCUGGUGCCGCAAGUGACGGCUGCAAUGGCGGCGGUUUCAGUGCUAAGGUUGCGGCGCACGCAUCUCAGCUGCAGCAGCUGAUGGCGCUGGUGAUGCAGGAGCAGGAGAAGCGGGGGAGGAUGGCGCGGGUACCGGAGCAGACUAUAACGGAGCACAUUCCUCCCCUACUAAGCAACGGCUGUCUAGCCCAAAGGCCUUCGGCUUCCCAUGCAUCUGCUCCUGCACUCGCCACAGUUCGCCAGGUGGUAACCAGUGUAACCCCUGGUGCGCCUGCUGCUGAUUCCCCAUCGUUUUUGGCUCUGAAUUCUGCUGAUGGGCGGCAGGGAGCGUCGAGCACGGCACAGGGACCUGGUGACGUGGCAGGGAGCCAGCUCAGCAUGUUGGUGGCUGUGCUGGCAUCGAGGCUUAUCAUGGCGACAGGUGAAGCCGGUAUUGUCGAGUUCCUAGACGGCACAAGCGAUAAACACGGCGGAAGUCACGGCGGUAAAGGAAAGAAGCGGCAGCGCAAGCAGGUGUCUUCGUCGUCCUCGUUACUAGACCGCUUCGAUAGUGGCAGCGAGGAUGAGCAACAAGGAGGUAAAACGCGUAAGCGCGGCGUUCACUCGACCACAAACGGAGACGCUUUUAAUGGUGCAGAGAAGAAACCAGGGAAGAGGAAAAUCUCACCGGAAACGGGGGCAGCAGCAGGAUUGUUAGGAGACGGAGGUGACACUAACGAGGAGCGAGGUGUAGACGAGCGAGGGGCGCAAGGAAGUGCCUUAGAGGCGGGACCGGUUGUUGCACAAAAGGGGGAGAUUGCGGGGGCAAAGGGGAAGGGGACGGGGGGGGCUGCGGGGGAAAAGGGGAAGGGCGCUUCCCCAACUGCGCGCAAGAAGGGGGUUAAGGGACAGGGUUUAUCCGGAUCUCCUUCGGAAGAAUUAAAGGGAGAAGGGUUGGGAGAUGGAGGGGAGGGGUUUGCGGAAUAUGUAGAGGAGGAUGAGGAAGAGAGGGUAGGAGAGAGUGAGGGAGAGGAGAGUGAGGGAGAGGAGGGGAGUGAGGGUGAGGAGGAGAUUCAGGAAGAGGACGGAAGUGAAGAGGAUGAGCCAAGCGAAAGUGGGAGUGAGGAAGGAGAGGAGGGAGAGGAGGAGGAGGAGGAGGAGGAGGAGGGGGAUGGGGACGGUGAAGGAGCAGCAGGAUCAGCAGCAGCGCCAUCGUCAUCUUUCGCCACGGCCUUCGCGAGCAUCAUGGCGAAGAAGGUCCCUGUUACCGGCAAGGCGCCCAUCCUAGCAGCGCGGAAGAAGCUGCUGGAGGAGGGGAGGGCUUCAAAGGCAGAGGCAAAGGCCAAGGCGGUAUCUGCGGCUGAGAGGAAACAGGCCAAGCUGAUGGAGAGGGAGAUGGCACAUGUGAUUCCAGAACCGUUCCUUGGCCCGAAAGAGAAGGCUCUCGUCAAGAUUGCCACCAAGGGAGUGGUUCGACUCUUCAAUGCGGUCAGCAAGGCUCAGAAGGUGCAAAAGCAAACAUCCACCAAAGACGCAGAGAAGAAGACCAAGGCAGCUUUCCUCACGGAACUACGAGGAUCUACAACAACAGCCGGUAUUGGCGGCAUCGGUGGUGCUGCUGCAAGGCAAAGCGGCAAUGCCAAGCCAGAAGCUGCAGCGGUAGCAGCAACGCCAGCAGAGGAGCCGACGUGGUCCCUAUUGGCCGAUAGCUUUGAGCUGGGCCAGUCGAAGCUCAAGGGGUGGGACAAGGGCGAUGAGGCGCCCAUGCCGUUUGACCCUGAGAGGAUUGCCAUUGGGGAGCUGGAUGAGGAGGAUGAUGAUGGGGGAGGGGAGGAGGAGGGUGAUGAUGAUGAGGAGGAGGAGGAGGAGGAGGAGGAGGAGGAGGAGGAGGAGGAGGAGGAGGAGGAUGCUGUGGAUGAAGACGAUGUUAGUGAUAGUGACGAUGGUGAAUGCUCUUAA
Messenger RNA from Closterium sp. Yama58-4, 3120 nucleotides. The record is from the annotation of a GenBank genome assembly. Lineage: Eukaryota; Viridiplantae; Streptophyta; Zygnematophyceae; Desmidiales; Closteriaceae.